Molecule: messenger RNA, 3839 nt
Organism: Magnolia sinica
Lineage: Eukaryota; Viridiplantae; Streptophyta; Magnoliopsida; Magnoliales; Magnoliaceae
Product: dihydrodipicolinate reductase-like protein CRR1, chloroplastic
Exons: 8
Coding region: 468-884 (138 amino acids)
Biological process (GO): proteasome-mediated ubiquitin-dependent protein catabolic process
Cellular component (GO): proteasome regulatory particle, base subcomplex; chloroplast stroma
Molecular function (GO): proteasome-activating activity; 4-hydroxy-tetrahydrodipicolinate reductase activity; ATP binding
Source: RefSeq, a predicted model, not a curated record
CUCUAAUAUUUCAAUGUGCAGUUAGGAAAAUCUUUUUCCUUGGGCCACCCAAAUGCCAAGAUUAGUGUCCUCCAUGCAACCCUGUCUUUUGAAGCCCCCAAAUUAUUUAAAUUGUGUGAUGUGCAUAACAACAUAAACCCAUUGUAAUAUCUCUUUGUGCACGUUCUGGACUGUGGUGAGAAGAUUGAGCUUCUGGUAGACAAAACAGAGAACCUCCGCUCACAGGUGGUGAACCUCCAUAUCAUUUUGGGCCUGAACCUGCUGAAGGACUCCGAAAUACUGGUGCUGAUGCCUUUUACUGCUACACAGCUCACCAAAUAUCGACAGAAGAAACCGGUCCCUUGGAAACAAUGGCAAUCAUUGGCAACAAGGAGAUCAUUGACAUUAACCAAGGGAGAUAGCUCGGAGUGCUGGAAGAUGGUAUAGUUGGGAGGGCUGCCAUAGUUGUAGUAACUAAAUCCAGAGGAAUGGAAGUAACUGGUGCUGUGGAUUCUGUUCUUGUGGGAGAAGAUGUUGGGAAGGGGUGUAAUAUGGAGGAGCCUUUGGAAAUACCUAUCAUUAGUGAUUUGACCAUGGUUUUGGGUUCCAUCUCUCAGUCGAAAGCAGUUAGUGUGGUCAUUGAUUUCAUCGACCUAUCAACAGUUUAUGACAAUGUGAAACAGGCGAUGACCUUUGGCAUGAGGAGUGUUGUUUAUGUGCCGAGGAUUAGCAUAGAUACAGUGACAGCAUUAUCUGCAUUCUGUGAGAAGGCCAGCAUGGGUUGUCUUGUUGUGCUGACGCUCUCUGUUGGUUCUCUACUUCUUCAACAAGCCACUAUUUCAGCCUCGUUCCACUACAAAAAUGUAGAGAUUGUUGAAUCAGGACCUAAUGCAUCGGUAACUUGAGAUGAGGAGAAAAUUUGUAACAAAACAAUAAACCUCAAGGUUUCAAUUCAAAUACUUGCUGUAUCUUUCUACCUGGCUAGUUACCAGGUGCGUGUUUGGGUGCUCAACUGAAAUGAAUUAGAAUAGUUAGUUCAAUAAAUAGGGAACCAGAAACAGGACGCUAGUUAAUGUGUUACUACCCACCAAAUUACCAUAACUACCAUUUUGAGUCCAACAGGAGAUUCAUUGAAUUGCAAUUAGGGUGUGAUUGUCAUUAUGAAUUACAAUGGUUCCACCAAUCCUUUAGCCAUUUCCUCUUUACUGGAUUAAUUCAUUGUAAUUCAAUUUAAUUGAGCUCCCAAACGAAUAAAAGACUUGCAAAUCAUGCCUUAUGGAAAUGUAAGUAAUUUGGGCUUUGACAUCAGUCUCCACCACUCUUCGCAUGAUAAUACAUUUGACGGUUUAGUCGGAGUAAUGGAGCUCUUCACUAAUAUCCAAAAUGUGAUGUGUUAGUAGUUAACAUGGCUUUGAUCUUGAGAGGCAGUUUUAGUCUGCAACAUUCUUUCUACAGUUUUUCAUGAAAAGAGGAAAAAGAAAAAACACUCUUUCUGCAAUAUAUUGUUUCGGAAAAUGGAGUUGAAUUACACCAUCAUUCUAUCAGUUUUAAGUAUGAAUCUUCCCUUGUUUUCGUUAAAGAUUCACGCUCAGUUGUGACAUUGAAGUUAGGCAUUCUUCUGAGAUGGUAAUGCUAAUUCCUUCUUCAUCACUGUGAUUUGUUCCAUGCGGAUUAUGUCUUAUAUUGCUUGCAUUAGUCUCAUUUUGGUUGAAGAAAUGAUGUAUAACCAGCAUCAACCCUGCUUCAGAACAUUGAAGAUUACAUAGGCUCAAUGCAUAAAAGAAAAACCUCAAUCAAACCUUCUGUUUUCUGUCUUCCAAGUUCCUCUAGGAUGACUAAAUUUAGAAGAGGGUGAUAUUGGUAAUGAAUAUGAUAUCUCCAUUCAUGCCAUUGUUCCUAAGAAUAGAAUUUUUUAAAGAAUUUCUUCAAUCUUCUAUUGCCUUAAAGAGAUAAAAUUGCUUACUGAAAUUGUUAUGAAAUUGCUUACUGAAAUUGCAAAAUUCUGAGCAAUUUUUUGACAUGACCUGUAAUUUCCCAUCAAUUAUCAAAACAAGAUGUAGUUGUAAUUCCUGUUUAUAAAACAUUACAAUGUGUAUGUACUGAUGCUAUUUGGUUUAUUUCCAGAUCUUCUUGACUGGAAUAUUAUCUUGAUGAAAGACCAUAAAUUUUCUUUGCUCACUUUUUCUAUGGAAGUUGCAGCAUUCAUAUUGACAUGAGAUACAAGUGGAACUGUAGGCAUUGGGAUUCCAUCAAUGCCUGAGUUUUCAUUAGCUUCUCUAUUGUAUACUGAGUUUUCAUUGCUUGAGUGAGUUGCUUUCAGGUCCUAAUGAUGAAUCUCCUGCAAACAUUGAAGCCGCAGUAAGUAAAAAUUCGCAAUUUAUCCAUUUUCUUUGCUUACUCGUUUGUUCAUGAUGGUCAAAUAGGGUGGUAUUGGAAUUUCAUAAAUUCGAAUGGAGCAGAAUGACCUUUGGCCUGAAUAUCUAUACUGCUGUUUCUUUCCUUCAAAGAAACGGGCGGCCUCACCAUUUCUAGCUGGUUUGACAUUCCAUUCUCCGUUCUCCUCAAUGAGGACCAGGAUUUCCACACUCUCCAAACAUAGCACUGUUUACAAUUUAGAAGAGUUGUUUAAAUAGGACCCACUGCUGAAGAAUACAAUGUUCAAAUGAAGGAAUGGGUAUUGUAUGUUCGAACAAAAGGUUGCUGAUAACAGGUAUCUCUAGAGCUGUUCCAUGCAUUUCCAUUUCGUCUUCUUUUCCUUCUGUUAUUUUAACUCUCUCACAUUAGUUUUCUUUAGGUCAAACUUUUGGUUGGGGCAUAGUCAGUACUGAUGUAUAGGUUGGGGCAGAGUUACUGUUUCAUGUGGUUUUGAUGGCUACCAACCGUAUAAAUAUUCUGGAUCAAGCCCUCCUCAGGCCUGACCGGAUUGACAGGAAGAUUGAAUUCCCAAAUCCAAACGAAGAGGUAUAAGCUACAUUUUGGUUCUUCCCCGGAACAUGAAACUUAAUAGUUGAAUCUUCUAUCCUUGUUUGGAUCUCUCCUAAUAAUUCCACCAAUGCCAGCUUUAAUUUCGCUAGCUACUGUGUGGAAUUCUGCUCAAUACAUAUGAGGUACUGAUCUCAUUUGUUUGAUUGUUUUUCAGCCCCGCUUCAAUAUCUUGAAAAUACACACGAGGAAGAUGAAGUUGAUGCGUGGGAUUGAUCUGAAGAAGAUCUCAGAGAAGAUGAAUGGUGCAUCUGGUGCAGAACUUAAUCAGAUGGGCCACACACUUAAAUCAAUUGGCAGCUUAUGAUCAGAGCAAAGGUACAAUUGAGGCACACCUGAUGAAUGGGUCGAUUUGAUUUUCUUGCCAGGGGAACUUCAUGAUGGGCCCCACCUUUUGCAUGGCUUAGAUGUUCUCCACACGCCCCAUGUUCGUAGGAAAAAACAGGGUAGCAUAGUAAGCAUAGCAUGCAAUGUUUGUAUGUGAUCGUUCCUCAUUAAUUAGAGAGGAUUUUCUUAUGAUUGAAAGCAAGAAUCAGGUCAUGGGUUGGGCUAUUGCAUCACCAUCAUCAACAUAUGGCUGAUUUAAUGGCCAUGUAGCCACAUUUCCAACAUGGGAUAUUUAUUGGAAAGUUAAAAAGUGAAAAAUCCAAAGUUCCUGUUUUAACAAAAAGAUGCCUACUAAUUCAUAUGUUAGGAUUGUUCAAACAAUAUGAUGUUUGGAAUGUGGCUUAGAAGUGUGGCAGUGUUGCUUAUUUUCAUCCAUUGUUUUUGUAUGGGCCCACCAUCUUGCAUGCAAGCAUUUUGUCUUUUCAUAUUUAAUUCUUUUGUAACUCUUGUUAUCUGAUUUUGGAGAUGAUAGAUACUAAUUCUUGUCCUCA